AUGGAAGAACAGUUGAAUUCACUUUUAGACUUUUUGCACGAUGGCAAUCCAAAUGUUCGCCAACUUGCUCUAAGCCAUUUAUUAGGUUAUACUGUUAAAUCACCUCAGUUACAAAAUAUUUUCAAGCAAAAUAAUAUGAGACCAAUAAAAGAUUUAAAAAAUAUGUGUAGAGAAGAUCCAGUGAUUGCGCACGAUGCUUUUAAAGCUUUAGUGAAUUUAACUAGUGAUGAUGAAAUAUGCAAAGAAUUGAAUGAUGAUAGCUUUUUGCAACUUAUGAUAAAGAUGACUACGGAUAAUAGGGUUAUUCUUGCUGAUAUGGCAUGUAUGCUUUUGUCUAACAUCACGAAAUAUCAAGAUAUUGCGAUUAAACUCAUGAAACUGGAACUUCAAGCGGUUGAGGGAUUGCCAAGUUCAACAAAAGCAAUAGAUCAACUAGUUGAUGUAUUUGUCAGAGGUUUGAAUAGAGCCUAUAACAAAGAAGCUGAAUUUCAUUUUUUAGCAAGUGUGUUUGCAAAUGUAACAAUGUUACCUCAAGGUCGUGAAUAUUUUUUGACCAAUGCAUCGUAUGACAAUGUAACUCCGUUAUCCAAACUGAUAAUAUUUACUGAACACCCUAACAUCAUUCGAAGAGGUGGUGUCAUCUCAUGUAUAAAAAACUGUUGUUUUGCAAUAGAGCAUCAUUUAGACAUGUUAUCACCAUCAAAAAUUAAUGUCCUUCCUUAUAUUCUUUUACCGCUAUGUGGUCCUGAAGAAUUUGAUUUAGACGAUAUCGAAGGAAUGCCAGAAGAUAUUCAAUUUCUGCCAUCUGAUAAGAAACGGGAAUCUGAUGCGUAUCUUAGACAAACUCUUUUGGAAUCACUUGUACUUUUAACAACUACUCGACAAGGUCGUACGAUACUUCGUCAAAAAAAAGUUUAUCCUGUUGUUCGUCAAAUGCAUCUUGUUGAGCAAGAUGAGAAUGUCUCAAUAGUAGUGGAACAAAUUGUAAAUAUGUUAAUGAGAGAUGAGGGGCCUGAGGAAAAUGAUCAUGACGUUUUGAAAACAACACGGAGUGAGCACCCUGAUUCAGGCAAUGAUAAUACUAUUGAGGAGAUUUAA
This is a messenger RNA of Racocetra persica, 1098 nucleotides long. The record is from the annotation of a GenBank genome assembly. Lineage: Eukaryota; Fungi; Glomeromycota; Glomeromycetes; Diversisporales; Gigasporaceae.